GGGAGCUUCAAUGACGACUUAGAAACACCACUACCGCCCCCAUUUCUGCUGGGACUUUGAUGGGAGACCCUCUGGACGGAUGCAAUCCCCCAAGCGAUGCUCAUGUGCUGGCAAGCAAUUCUCAAGCUCAAUACUCGCCAGAAGAAACGGCGAAACAUGGAGAGGAAACGAUGACCCCCGACGGCGAGAACGACCCUACGACCACAUCGAAAGAUAAGAAGCUCAAUGGUUCCAAUAUAACUAUCACGACCGAGACACCAGAAGGAAAGCAAGCGCAAGUACAGGAAAAUGAGAAUGACAAUGAGGCCGAGAAUGAGAACCAGCCUGGGGAAGGCCAAACGGUGGUAGAAGAGGAGGAAGGCAAAGAGGAAGAGGAAAGGCCACCGCUCCCUCCCAGACCUCCACGAACAAGUGGAGAGAGCUCCCUCACCCCUUUUUCUCCUUCAAGCCGACCUGCUCUACAGUCGAGGCCGACAACUGCAGUUGCGUCGGUGGAAGUACAUACUCGCUCUUUUUCAGACGGCUUACGGGGAUUCUUUUCUAUCCCGGGUUAUCGGGCAAUUUCUGAAUCGCUUUCCAUAACAGGACUGUCUACAGGGCAAAGCACGCCUGCCGUGAGGAAAGCGAGUAUUAGUGAAAGUCUGAUCGAUGAUACCUCUAGCUUGUUGAGCCAUGCGCCGCAUUCAAAUAUGGAUGGUGAUCUCGCGGGUCUUUUGGCCGAUGGUAUGAAUGCGAAAAGUCCAGCUUGGAAAUUGCUCAGUACACAAGCCGAAAGUGGUAACCCUUUUGAGGGCAUUGACGACGACGAUACCUCCCUAGCCAACUUUGAACAUGAAUUUGACGAAAUCGAUGCGGUAGAUAGCAAGGGAGAAAAUGAAGGUAAGCAAGGGUGGGCAUAAAGGUUCAUGAGCUAAAACUCAACCAGAGCAACUCCUGGUGCAAUUCAAGGCAAAAUUCAAGCAUUACAUGAUACUUUCUUCAGCUGGAAAGCCCAUAUAUAGCAGACACGGGGACCAAAACCUAAUCAAUGGAUAUAUCGGCGUGAUACAGACCAUCAUUUCAUUCUAUGAAGAAGAAAAUGAUCACUUGUUGGGCUUCGUCGCUGGUGGGACACGAUUUGCCAUUAAAAUUGACGGGCCUCUCUAUUUUGUUGCCAUCAGCAAACUUGGUGAGAGUGACUCUCAGCUACGGGCUCAGCUGGAUGCUUUGUACAAGCAAAUCCUAUCGACCCUGACCCUACCGACAUUGACCCAGCUUUUCAGCAAUCGACCAAAUACAGAUCUCCGCAGGCCCUUGGAUGGAACAGAAACUCUCUUGUCAUCUCUGGCGGACACCUUUACCAAAGGGUCUCCAUCAGCGUUACUUUCUGCCUUAGAAUGCUUGAAGGUUCGAAAGUCUCAUAGAUACAUAAUCAAUAACACGCUACUGAAAACACGCACCAAGUCGCUACUCUAUGGCUUGAUAGUCGCUGGCGGGCGACUUGUCAGUGUUGUUAGGCCAAAACGGCACUCGUUGCAUCCGAGUGACCUUCAGCUGAUCUUCAACAUGCUCUUCGAGGCUGAAGGCAUCAAAGCUGGAGGUGGAGAAAAUUGGAUUCCAAUUUGUCUUCCAGCUUUCAACAAUAAAGGCUACCUUUAUAUGUAUGUAAGCUUCAUUGAUGCAAAUCAUGACGACGAGACUUCUGAUAAGCAGUCUACCACAACCAACGAUGACGAUGACCGAGAUGACGAGAUUGCCGUGAUUCUCAUCAGUACAAACAAGGAAAGUUUCUUUGAACUCAAGGAUAUGAGAGAUGAUCUCGUCAAACAAUUGAGAAAAAAUGGGAGUAUGGAAAUCAUCAAGACUGCUGUGAGUCAAGGACGCCCAAGUACAACAGAUAUUGUACCAGGUACUCCUCUGAAACAUUUUCUUUACAAAUCACGUGCCAAUGUACAAUUCACGAUGCCAUCAUUCUCACCAAAUUUCACUAGUACAAUCAAGAGAAGAAGGUAGGAGAAAUAUGCGUUUUUUCCUAACUUUUGGUGUCUAAGCAAGAACAGUAAACUAACCACAUUUUCCAACAGACUUAUGAGUUUAUACCAUGAACUCCAUGCAUCAACGCACGUAAAAUACUCCCCCGUCAAAGUUCUACACAACGUCAGUCGAGACAGCAGUGCUCUAGCUUGGAUCACAGCCGAUUUCGAAUUCUAUUGUGUAGCUGGACCCAAAGCCUCACGAGCUGCUCUCACUGAGGGGGCAGACAAAGUGAUCAAAUGGAUGAAGCGAGAAGAGGAGAGGGUUUUCAUUAUUGGCGGUGCAGUGUUCUAGGAUGAAGAGCGUUUCUUCAGCUUGAAGAAUGAUCCGACCGAGGAGGCAAUUGCCGAGAGAGCAGAAGGUUUCCCUGUCUUUGGUGAAGAAUUUCCUCCUGGAAUUUCGACGUUUGGUUUCGAGGGGGACUGGGAUGCCUGUAGAAAUAAAUGUCAGUCAUUAUUCUCAGUAAAAAAGAAUUUGACAAUCCAAUAUCGAUUAGGAAGCACUCACAUAUUCAAUAUGUUCCCCACGUCUCGGAAGCUCAAAACUACUCCUUGUAGAAUUCGACAUGCCUGCUGUCGCCAAUCUUGCAGCCGCCAACUGCUGCUCCGUGAGAACCUGAAUCGAAUCCCUAUAAGCAGUCUGGAUGGCAUAUCCAGGAACAUACUGAGAGGACAUCUUUGAAGGACCGUGGACGGAAUGCCUGGUAGAAGACUGUUGGACAGAACCUCUUGAUAGACCUUGCGUAGGUAACCUCGAGGGACUAUGAACGGAAUGCCGCGAAGAACUUCUAAGCGAACUCCUGGAAGGAGAAUGGUAGGAAUUCCUAGGACUCUGCGAAUGCACCGACCGUCCCGAGAAAUCCCUCAACGAGUGUCUCGACGGAGACUGAGAAUGCAGACGUCUCGAGAGCCCAUGAACCGAGUUCCUAGGCGAAUUCGGAGCAGAUCGUCGUGAAGGAUCCUCCGCCAAUCGGGAAACAGAUGGGACCACCAUGGAGUAUCUCGAGUACGGUGUUCUAUACUCAAAACUUUUCAUUCCAUCUUCUUCGUCGACCGCUCUCAUCGACCACCUCUUAUCAUUCCCAUUCCAUUUCAACACCCCCCUCUCAUUCUCAAACUUCUCCAGUGACUGCAUCGCCGCGCGUCCAUAAGCACCCACAUACCGCUGCGCACGAGGUAACUUCGGCCGUCCAUUAACCCUCGUAAUCUCCGUCUCCAUACGUCGUAACCCGCACCCGGGGGUGAUGUCCCCAUCACAACAGACCGUCUCGACUUUACACAAAUCCCGUUUUUCGUUCAUGACUCUGCUUGUUCUUGUUCGUCCCCUCCUAUCCAGUCUAUCCCUUUUCUCUACUUUCUCCUUCGUCUCGAAAUAACAAACCUGCUCUUUCCCCUCGUCUUCCUCGUCCUCCUCAACGAUCUCAACGGGCAAAACACUCGUCCGAUGCGUCUUCCUCUCGAACGUAGGUGUCGGAGGUGGCGGGAUGGUAACCUUGGAAUACCGUUUUGGAUGCGUGGUCGUGAGGUGGUGUGUUACGUGGGCCUCCCAGUCGCCGAAGUAAUCUGUUCUUGGGUUGUUGGUGGACUUUUUGGCCUUUUUGGGGGGUUUGGAUUUGUGGUUGAAGAGGUUGAUGAGCUGCAUUUUUUCGGUUUUAGUUUUGGUGAGUUUAUGUGUGUGUGUGUGUGUGUGUGUGUUUGUGUGGUUUUCCCAGUCUUCCUUGGUGCGUGUAGAAUGAGUAAUUGAUAUGUGAUUUAGUUCAGAUCUACCACAAUUAGUCAACAUCCCACAUUCUCUCAC
This is a messenger RNA of Hymenoscyphus albidus, 3810 nucleotides long. The record is from the annotation of a GenBank genome assembly. NCBI's taxonomy places the organism in Eukaryota, Fungi, Ascomycota, Leotiomycetes, Helotiales, Helotiaceae.